Saccoglossus kowalevskii is the source of this 1103-nucleotide messenger RNA. Its product is annotated as putative ribosome-binding factor A, mitochondrial. NCBI's taxonomy places the organism in Eukaryota, Metazoa, Hemichordata, Enteropneusta, Harrimaniidae. The record is from RefSeq and is a predicted model, not a curated record. Gene Ontology annotation, biological process: rRNA processing.
CCUCGAGUUUAAACUCAUUCACGAGGCUCCGUCUGAUUUGGAUGAAUUCUCUGUUCAACAGUAUUCGUUUAUUACACUCCAACAACAUGUCACCGGUGAAUCAAAAGAGAUUGGCGAGGUUAUUCAAAAAAACAAAGAAGAAAUUUUAUUUGGCUGGGAAAUCACCUACACAACUUGGUCUUGAUUUUAGGAGUGAUCUAGAACAAAGACCAAAAUCAAGACAUUCUUCUCGACUUCAUAUCAUUAACACAGUCUUGUAUCAGAAUCUAUUGGAUUUGAUUAAUACCAAUGUUAUAAGUGAUGAAUUAGAAGAAUUGAAUGUGGAACUAAUCAAGGUGACAAUGGCUGGAGACUUCAGUGCAUGUAGAGUGUUCUGGAAAGCCAGUGGAGAUAUCAACGAAGACAAACAUAUACAAGAGUUACUGAACAAAUAUGCUGGUCCGGUGAGGCAUAAACUAACUCAGUUGAGACUGAUAGGAUUCCUGCCCAAAGUUGUGUUUGUGAAAGACAAAGGAGAGGCCAAUAGGGUGGAAGUUGAGAGACUACUCGCAGUGGCAGAUUUGGGACCUGAUGAAGAGGAAGAGGAUGUCACCAUGGAAACAAAAUAUGACAAGAUGGAUUUCAUUCUAAAACCUGACCGGGAUACUGGUUCCCACCCUGAUUCUGAUUUGUUUAACAUCAAUCAUAAAGAAUUACACAGUCAAAUCAUGAAAUUUAAAAAGAAAUUUCCAGAGACUGAGGAGAAGAAAGACUAUAAAGAGUUCAGAUUGAAGAAAAUGAAUGUUAGAAAAUAUUCUAAAACCGAGUUUUAUGAAUAUUAUGAUGAAGACGAAGAUGAUGAAUAUGUUUUUGAGGAUGAGAAUCAAGACUGGAAAGACGAGUUUAAAGAUUUGGAGGACAUCAAAGAAAAAUAACCACUACAUAACACUUAUACAAGUGGACAAUUAUCUUAACUGUAAUAAGCCAGGGUUCUAAGCAAACCACAAUAUAAACAGUUUGAAACAUAGCAAUGCAUAGCUUGGCAAGUGUCUUCAGUAUUAGCUAGCAUUUCAAGUACUGUAUUUUAUGUAUUAUGUGAGAUGCAAAAUAAAAAAAGAACAUUU